Molecule: messenger RNA, 1359 nt
Organism: Misgurnus anguillicaudatus (oriental weatherfish)
Lineage: Eukaryota; Metazoa; Chordata; Actinopteri; Cypriniformes; Cobitidae
Source: RefSeq, a predicted model, not a curated record
AGCUGAUGCGUCACAUAGCGGGGCCGAGCAAAGACGUACAGGUCCUACCAUCAGGAGCACGGCCACUCCUCUUUCCUGAGCUCCACCGGGCUGAAGUUUAGGGGAAGCCCAAGCCUUGAAAGUCUCAUUUCAUUUGCAGGGAACCUCCUGUCACCACCUCUUCCUUUCACACGCAGUCAGCAGGUGGACACACACGCGCCCACUCACCGAACUGAAAGCAUCACUGCGUUUUACCUGGAUCAGGAUGACAGCCUCAAAAGAUUCUCACACCAUGCGCAAUAUCGUGAUUGGCAUCCUGGCCCUUUGGUCCAUAAUCUCCCUCAUCAUCAUCGUGGUGUGGGCCACCUCGCCCGAAAUGAAGAGUUCGAGCCAGUGUCGCGCCGAGGUGCAAGAGCUCAAAGAAAAGCUGGAAGGGGGCAAAGUGGUGUGGGGCAAAGACAGAAAAGCCCUUGAGGAUCUGGUGAGGCAGGGAUGGAAAAAUCAGAGUUUUCUACAGAAGCAAAUCGACCAGCAAAAGGAGCAGUUGCGAUUUCUCAACCUAUCCCUGGAGGCCAGCCAGCAAGAAAAUAUCAUUUUGAACGGGAACAUCACGUUUUUGGAGAACAAAACUGAAGAAUACAAAGUUAUGGUGGGAAACCUCACCGAUGAAAUCAGCCUGCAGAAAGACCACAUUGAAAGCCUCGAGCUUAAUUUGACCCUGAAGGCCCAUGAAUUGGAUUCGUGUGAGGCUUUACAGACCGCUGCUGAACAGCUCCAAAAAGUUGCAGAGAAACAGCUUAAGACCUGCAAGACGUCUGAGCAAUAUUUAAAGAAACAACUCGCAAAAUGCAAAAACGUGGAUGCUCAUGAAGAAGACACAGCUCCGUAUCAGUUUACAACUGGCGACAAUGACAACAAUGGAGCCCAAAGUAUUACCACAAGUAGUGUUACACUGGCUGUGAUCCUUUGCCUUAGUCUGCUGUUGGUACCAUAGAUGAGAGGAAGAUUGGAUGAUGAAGUAUUUGGGUACACGUUUCAGUGCAACACUGUUCUGAGGACGCCGCCAAUUGGUGCACUUGCAACCCUGGACUUGAAUCGCAUUUUAAUAUACAUUUGAAAUGGAAAGCACUGAAGUGAAAUUAAUGGCUAUAUUCGGUGUAGUCAGUCAAGGUAGUUUCAUUGCAAAUUGGCUGACAUGUAAAAAUUAUAAGCUGGGUGAGAUCAGAAAGCAUGAAUACUUCGCUCACCCAACAAGUAUAUGCUGUACUCCAUUGGUGUUGAAUUAAAAAAAAAAGUUUUCAUUUUUUUAUCUGAAAAAUAUUCGGAUGCUAUACUACUAGAUUUUUAAUAAAAAGACAUACCUAUUUAUUUUUAAAGUAA